Lemur catta (Ring-tailed lemur) is the source of this 3256-nucleotide messenger RNA. RefSeq lists its product as uncharacterized. The transcript is spliced from 3 exons. Bases 2161 to 2877 code for a protein of 238 amino acids. The record is from RefSeq and is a predicted model, not a curated record. NCBI's taxonomy places the organism in Eukaryota, Metazoa, Chordata, Mammalia, Primates, Lemuridae.
CUGCCAGGAACCAGGAGGGGGAGGGCCUGGGAAGCCGCAGCCCAGAGACAAGGCCGGGGGUCCUGAUCCCCUCACCCCAGCUGCCCACUCUGCCCACGUGUGUAUGCUCCACUCUCGGGGGGAGGUGAAACAGGGCAUCUUCGGCACAGACUUCCCUUGGAAACGGCUGGGUUUGUUUGAGCCAGCUCCGUGGCCUGGUCACGGGACUCCGCGUAUCAGAGCUAAGACCUGGCUUCGGGCCGGGGGAGGGCGAGCGGGCGUUUGCCCGGUCCCGACCUGCGGGCAACCUGCACUUGUACUUUUCCAGCCGGGAGUCGGGGCGAGCCGGGACGGCCAGCCCAUGUGGAGGUGGCUUCCCAGCCCCCGUGGUGGGGGCAGAAGCUCCGGCUUGGCCCGGGGACCAGUGAGUCACCCCCGAGUCUGGGUCUGCCCGGAGCCUGCCCUGGCGCCGCACUCACCGGGACGUCCUCAAAGGCGAGGCCGGUGACGUUGUUGUGGGGGCAGCUCUGCCAGGCGUUGUUCAGGCGGAAGGCCAGGGCGCUGGUGUGCCGGCCCUCCAGGGCGGCGAACUUCCGGAAAGUGCAGUUCUGGACGUUGACCGGGCCGUCAUAGAACUGGAUUCCUCUGAUCGGAAAAUUCCUGCGGGGGAAGGAGAGGCGGGUGAAACACCCCCGGGAGUGUGCCGCCCCGGGACAGUGGGGUCACGGUCCCCGACCCUGGACACCAGACGACCAGUAACACAGCCCAUGCCCACAUGGUGCAUGUGACGGCUGUGCCACCCUUGGGCUCGAUUCAACAUUAUUUUUGGACGUCCGUCCCCAUUCCAGAUCUCACUCCUCCAUUGUCAGUCUCGGUGGCUGGUAGGGGACGAGUAACUCGUCGUUGGCAGGUAGGAGCUGCCCACUAGCUUCUCCCCCUCCAUCGCUGUCGCCCGGGUUAAGCCGCACAGAACAAGGGGCUGCCGUGGCCGCAAACCUACUGGCCUAUCGGGAGGGUCCUUCCGCUGUGGUCCAGGCCGCCCGGGCCCCAGAUCCUGUUGUCCAUCAUUUCUGUCCCCACGUUGCCGCUCUCGCCCACAAACAAGCUGUUCUUUAUCUCCUGCUUGGAGCCGUCAUCAUACGGGAAGGUCCCACCACUGCCGAGAGACCAGGGUUGAGGUGAGGUGCCCAGAGAUGCGCUCCCACCCGGGCCCGGGCACGACGGUCGCUCUUACCUGGCCAGAGUCAGGCCGAUGCCAUUGUCAGCAAACCUGGGGACAAGAGCAGACAGUCAGCACGAGCCCGGCCUCCACAUCCGGUGGGGUUGUGGGGGGACAACCCUUUCUUGCCCCCGGUGUUGAGCUGUGGACGCUGCGGGGACAGCGGGUUUUGCACGGGCGGAGCUUUGCCCAGGGGCUGGUGACCCCCGCAUGGUGCACAGUGAGGGGAUGUUCUGGGUCCCCUCCCACGCAGCCUCUGACCCCAGAGAGAACAUGGUGACCCCGUGGCUCCCAGCGUUUGGUGGCACUUUGCAUGAGCAGCACGCAGACCGUGCCAUGCGCCUCCCGCCCAGACCCCUCCUCUUCGAGUCCAGGGCUAGUGGGGGCUGGGUCAGGACAGGCUGGAGCAGCCCCCACCCUCAGCCAGCGCUGGGCGGGCGGGCUGUGCGGACGCAGCUCCGCUUCCCUUCCCUGUCCCCACUGCCAUUCCAGCUGGGCAAGAGGCCCAGACAGCCGAUGCCCGGUUUCCUGGGAGUCAGGCAGAUGCUGGCCCUGAGGACAGCAGGAGCCACUGGCCGUGGCCCCGGGGCCACCGCGCCAGCUCCCUCUGGCCUCUGCCCGUUGUAAGCGUCAGGGUGGGAGCGCUCGGGGACGGCCUGGCUGUGAGUGACGGGAGCACAGUCUGAGCCACCGCAGGCCCCACGGCCAGACGGGGCGGCCGCCUUCGUUUCCCUCGCCAUGGGGGCAGGUAGAACUAGCCGGUCUCCUGGCUGGCCACGCUCACCUGCACACCCCGCGGCUCCUCUCCCCACCCACCUCUCUGCUUCCGGCACCUUCCGAGGCGCCACGUCACCCCCAGCCCCCACGUUUCCCUCCCGUGAGCUGCACCAGGCUGGUCCCCAUGUCCCGCGUGCUCUCUCGGUCCCAGUGUCCUCGUCUGCCCCCGCUCGCUCUGUCAGGACAUGGCGCUUUCCCUUUCCGGAAGCCCGUCCAGCUCGGGUCACCGUUCCGGGCCCUCACGCAGGGCCUCACGCUCUCCAGGUUUUCCCAGAACCCCUUCGUGGCCUUUCAUGUCACUGCUGUCCCCCAGUGCCCUGACCGCGGGCCCCAUCCUCCUCCGUGUCCCUGGGAACCUCACGGGAAUCACAGCUCCCGCCGCCGGUCCGCAGGUGGCUCUAAGAUCAGUCACUUUCCCACCUGCCCGUCCACAGUCCGGGCAUUUCCACUCCUGCUGCACACGCACCUCACCCUGCCACGUCAGAGACGCCAGGGCCACCUCCCUCCACGCCUGCUCGCUGUUCCCAAGGUGUUCCCGCCGAGCUCCCACGACCCGGAAUUCCCUCCCCUCCGGGCCGCAGCGGCGGGGUCUGAGCUGGCUUUCCCGCCGGCCCGCCUGCGGCCGGGGUCACUGGAGUGACCUUUCUGAAACGGCCUCGCGGGCGAAGGCCAGAGUGCUCCAGGGGCCCCUGCCUGCACCACCCCCGUCCACUCGCGGGGCCGCCUGGUGCCAGCGGGUUCUGGGCCAUCUCAGAGACCUCAACUCUAAAUGUUUAACAAACCAGAACCAAGAAAUUCUCUGGACUCAGAGCAACGGCAGAGAGUUCAGCGCUGACGCCAUCUCUGCCACCCAGGGCUUCCAGCCACCACCUGCACCGUAUCCCCCGAGUGUCCCCAGAUGAGCAGCCGGGCGGCUUAUCGCACCAACGGGCCUCUCCUAUCCUGGGAGCCCUGCCCUCCCGGCAGCCGCAUCUGCCCCCGGCCUGCGACCUCCGUCCUCCAGAGCUAAGCGGGACAGCCUCGUCCCCUCCCUGCCCCUCAGAAAUCCAGAAUCGUCCCUCCUUCCCGCCUGCUCCUCCGGGCGCGAGAGACUGCCUGUUCUGGGCACAGGGGAGAUCCCUCUCCACAGUGAGGGUCCCCGCACCCCCGUCCGCCCUGAGCCAGGCCCCCCAGAUCUCUGCUGUCCUCUCCCCAUCGCUGCCCGGCCUCUGGUCCCCCUCGCACACUUUUCACUCCCCCUUUCCCCUUAAUUUCCCCUUUAAUUAGUCACAAUAAAAUGGA